GACAACAGAUACUUUUCUCGGCAGUAACCACCAAGACAUCAUGACAACACGAUCACUCGCAUCCUCUUCGACGCGACGACCGUCGGCUAUCGGUCCGAUCAUCGCGCUUCUUCUUAUCGCGGCUGCACAAAUAUGUAGCGGAGCCUAUUACGGAAAGCUGAUCGACAAGCUGUCCGAGCUUCACCAUGGCGUGAGCGGCGAAGUUUACGCCGUCGAUGCAAGGACGUUGUUUAUCAAGGACUUCACUUACGACGGCGAAGGUCCCGCCGCUUUCUUUUACGCUGGUAACAGCAAGGCUCCGGGCAACAAUGGGUUCCGGGUGCGAGACGAACGUGGAACCACGAACGUCCUCAAACGGUACCGCAAGAAGGAUAUCACGCUGACCUUACCGGACGGCAAGACCUUAAACAACAUCAAAUGGUUCUCGGUUUGGUGCGACGAAUUCUCAGUAAAUUUCGGCGAUGUCAGAAUACCGCGUGGCUUCGAUUAUCCGAAACCACAGAAAUUGAAAGCGUUAAGCGGCAUACACGGCGUCAGUUCGGACCCGAUUGUCGUUGUAGAUGCUCAAACUCUUCUCAUACAAGGCUUCAGUUACGACGGAGAAGCACCUGAUGCUAAGUUCUGGGUUGGUGCCGGUCCUACGCCCUCGUCGCAGGGUAUCCGAGUACCCGAUGAGAAUGGAAAGGAGCAGCCAUUGCGUCGUUACGUUCGCAAGACGAUCGUUCUGACACUACCGGGCGACCUGACCGUUCAUCAACUCGGCCACUUCGGAGUAUGGUGCGAAGCCUUCGCCGUGGACUUCGGCCACGUUCAAUUUCCGCAGACUAUGAACGUGCCACCGUCUCUCAGAAUGUUGGGAGUUUCGCCGCAGUCGAAACUUAACUGUGAAGUUCUCGAGGACAGUUUAGCUUUUGAAGCACGUUGGGCCAUAGCCGGGGAUAGCAUAGUUAUUCAACUCGUUGCAAAACUCGAUGACGGACAAUACAUGUCCUUUGGAAUAUCCGCGGACACGGAGAAAAGUGUAAUGAUCGGCGGAGACGUGGCCGUGGCUUGGGUCGACAAACAGACGUUGCAGGGAUCCGCCGACGAUUACUUCUUAGAAUCGAAAUCUCAAUGCUCUGGAGGCCGAGGUAGCUGUCCAGACGUACGCAUACAGGAAAACACGAAUUCGGUGCGAUUACUGAACGCGGCGAUGGUGAACGGCUACAGCAUCGUGACGUAUCAGAGACCGCUGAAGGCCAGCGACGAACUGGAUCUUCCGAUACUGACAAAUAGAUCGCAGGCUAUAAUCUGGGCCAUUGGGCCGUUGAAUGAGCUACAGGAGGUCAGUUUUCACAAUCAUUAUCUGAAGACUGAUCGGUUCAUCGAAUUUAGCAGACCGCCCACAUGGAAUUGUCCCAUGCCCGAUCAAGAGCAGAUCUUGUCCUACGGCGACGCUAACGACACGCAAAAUAACAAUCAACAGCAGCUAAGUGCCACAAAAAGACAGCAUCGUCAUCCAGCGACUCCUGCGCCGGCCCCCACGAACAACGCUUGGGAAAUACCGCCGAUUCAGUGCAACGAGCCGGAUGAUGGCGUUUUUUACGCGCAGAUGGGACCUACCGGAGGAAAACACGGCUAUCCGGCUAUUACCGGUCACGUCGGCUGGGGAAUUUCUUGGUACAUCAACGGACUGCUGAUACCCGUGAUUAAUGUCGUUCGCGGCAAGAGGUACACUUUUGUAGUGGAAGGUGGCUUAGAUUCGGAGACACCGGCGCGUUAUCAUCCGUUCUACAUUACGGACGAUCCGAUAGGCGGUUACCAGCACAAAACAUCCGAGGAGAAAGCGAAAGUGAAGAUAUUCGCCGGUGUGCGCCGGCAACGUGGCAAAAUUAUCCCCACAGGCGUAGGUCGUCUCUGCAACUGGGUGCCCGAUGAGAAUCAACCUCCUGCGGAUGAAUUCGCAUCUUUCGGAGCUUAUCAACGCACGCUGACUCUCGAGUGCGAUCGCGGUGAGCCGGGUAUCGUGGAAUGGACACCUGACGAAAAUACACCCGAUACAGUGUAUUAUCAGUGUUUUACACAUCGUUAUUUAGGCUGGAAGAUCAACGUGCUUGACAGCUGCGAUGUUAGCGAAGCGUCGUCGGCGGCCAGUGAGAAGCAUGAAGUGUACGCAGCACCCGCAAGGAGCAGUCAUCAAGCGGCGAGUCAAGAUCUCGAGUAUGACGGCAGCAUAGCCGUAGCGAGCAAGGUAAAGCCACCGGCGGAGUUUCUUCAUCAACAUCAUGUUCAUCAUUCUCAUCGCGAGCACGGCCAUCGUUAUCCCCAUCAUCACUCGACGACUAACCCAGUCAGCAAGCUAAGUGUCAACUCAUAUCAUCAUCCGCAGUUACUAACGAACGCCAAUAACAAUUACGAUCGCUUGCAAUCAUCAUCAUUAUCAUCGUUGUCGUCUUCCGAGAAAUUGUAUGGCGGUGACACGACCGAUAAUAUAAUUGCGCCUUAUCGAUCGUACGAGACUCGUCUGAAGAACAAAAAUCAUAUUGAUGAGGAAGCUUUGCCGCAGCAGAAGCAGCAACAACAGCAACAGCAUCGACCGACCGUCAAAGAACCAUCAUCAUCCCUUCAUACCGGUCAUUCGCAACUCACGGAGCUCGGACGAGAGAUUCAACAGCUGACUCCCACAACUAACAAGCAAUUAUCUAACCUCGUUGCAGAUUACCAACGACCAUCAUUGAGCCAUGGGGCUAAGUUGCCUUACGUAGCGACGGCCAACAGCAACGCGCAACUAUCGAGUUACUCCCGAGCGCCGCAUCAUUACGCGAGCAAUUAUCAUCACCACGUCCGCCAUCAGCUUCUUCCUUCGCAUCGUUAUCAUCAUCAACCCGAAUCUCCGAGGACUCAACUGAUGAUCAUUCGCCGACCGGUUCAAUUAACGCGUCGUCCGAUGUUGCAGACACUACAAUCGAGCAAUCUAAUAACCGGUGGUACACUAUCGUUGCCGUUUUCGUUGCCGUUGCCGUCGCCACGGCCGAUCUUCAUAGAGCGUAAAAAAUCCGCUUACCGAUCCCCGCCAGUCGCGACGACGUUGAAGACGACGUUUGACAAAGCGGGGCCCGCAGCUACAUUCGAAAAACACACGACAAAAUCGGACACAAAGCAACGCGUGAAACUCGAGGCUAAAGUAGGGUCGGAAACACCGUCGGAAAUUUCUGAAAAUUAUAUAAAUCCUUCGUGGACAGUUUUAAAACCUGCGCGCAACACCGGCUUUGAUCCUGAUUCCAUCGUAAUCGAGGGUGGCUUCAAGCCAAUCAUUAGAAAGGUCGAUGACGGAACAUCGUCGUCCGAAAUCGCGCAGAAAAGAAUCUCGGGACACAUUACAGGAUCGUCGCAGGACGAGGUAUAUCGUAAGAGCUCGGAUUAUCGAACGAUCGACGAAUUUUCACCCGUGUUCGUACCAUCACUGUCCAUGACAACGUCUGCCGUGAUUGACAGCAACCGGAAACGAAAAAAGAAAACGUCUCCUGCCAACACACGCUUCUCGCCGCGAUACGACGAUUCAGAUGACAUGGAAAUGGCGGCUGAUAUUAGACUGGAUACUUAUUAUCUUCCGCCAGUCGGAAGCCCUAAGCCUGAAGAUCUGCCGGUUUCUUCGCCCUCGGGCGUUCUGAUCACUUAUGACGGAAAGGAGCUAAAGGAUCCCUCCGGUUUGGCUAAGUCGGUAUCCAACAUCGAACAUCGCAGCAAGAGCAGACUGACCUCAGACAUUCUUAGCAAAACGCCACAGUUCGGUAAGUUCCAGGGUGAACUGCCUCCGUUGAUACCAGGAGAAAAACGCAAUGUCGAAACGAAUGGCUCGAAUGUCUUCUACGGCAAGAAAGACCGUUCGUCGGUUAUUGAUUUGCCUCUUGAACUUCCAAAGAUGAGCACGAGGCUGACAUUGAUAGAAAGAUCAAAAAGAUCGCCGCUCGAAGAUCGUACGAUGUCCAGCGUGGACUUUCAGCGAGAUCACUCGAAUCAUCAUGAACAUCGAGGACGCAAUCAGACUCAAGCGAUUAACGGCGGUAAAAAGACGCAACUCAACACUUUCGGAUAUGCCGUUCUGAUGGCGACUGCAAUAUAUCUCGCGAUCUGAAACACGCCGACGGUUUCUUCGUAUCCUCGACGAAGCGCCGGAAAAAAUCAAGAUGUAGAUCAUCCAAGCGUGCUUGUGGCUCGCGCAAUAGAAUCGUCCGGAAAUUGCGGACACUAUACUUCAAACUGUGUUAACACCGGGAAAGGCAUUACUAACCAUGAAAAAAAAAAACCACUGGUUUCCUAUACAAAGUAGUACAAUCUUGUCUGUCAAGCUCGCGUCUCGCGUCUGCUGUUUGUCCAUCCGUCUUCCAUUGCUUAUUCUAUAUGUCACGACAGCUACUGAAAUUUAUUACAGACUGUUUUGAGACACAUUUCGAAUUUGAACAACGUAGAAUUUUAAUAAAUGCAAGAUAAAUUAGCUAAGUUUUUAUAUUGCAACACUAUAAUAUAUACAAAAUAUUCUAAAAUAUAAUUAAAUUAUAAAAAUUGUCAUUUAUAAGAGUUCUGUGAAAAGAAAUUUGAUAUAUUUAAACUAAUUAACAAAAAAUAAUGAGAACACUCAGUUGAGCUAAAAAGAUGCCGGUAUAUAACUGGAGAUGGAGGCGUUUGCAGCAACAGGCAUUUGUUGAGUUUUACUGGCUUUUGUAAAUAAGUUAAAAGAAUUGUUAAAAUAAAGGUACUCUUGUGACACAG
This is a messenger RNA of Pseudomyrmex gracilis, 4749 nucleotides long. RefSeq names its product protein Skeletor, isoforms B/C (gene Skeletor). The coding region runs from base 41 to 4114 and encodes 1357 amino acids. The record is from RefSeq and is a predicted model, not a curated record. Lineage: Eukaryota; Metazoa; Arthropoda; Insecta; Hymenoptera; Formicidae. The transcript is spliced from 13 exons.